CCCAACACCAAAGCGAGAUUAUCUCGUUGCUGCAUGAGAUCGCAGUAACGGAGAUGCCAAGACGAGCUGGGAGGGAGAUCGUACGCGCCAUUGAGGACAUGCAGAGGCCCGAUGAAAAUCGCGUAGUCGGCGUUCCAUCAAGUCGCGUAAGUGCUGAAAGUGAAAACUCUGUCAAUAGUGAUCUCAAUACUUCUGAAAAGAUGUUGGUAGAAGAAGAACAGCAGCAUACAACUCCUGCUCACGACAAAGGGGAACAGACCGAGCCAGUAUCACUCGAAGUAGCAGGCGACGAUGGUCAG
Amoebophrya sp. A25 is the source of this 299-nucleotide messenger RNA. NCBI's taxonomy places the organism in Eukaryota, Dinophyceae, Syndiniales, Amoebophryaceae. The record is from the annotation of a GenBank genome assembly.